Messenger RNA from Saccostrea cuccullata (small rock oyster), 2171 nucleotides. Its product is annotated as hemicentin-1-like. Gene Ontology annotation, molecular function: cell adhesion molecule binding. Lineage: Eukaryota; Metazoa; Mollusca; Bivalvia; Ostreida; Ostreidae. The transcript has 9 exons. Gene Ontology annotation, biological process: cell-cell adhesion. The record is from RefSeq and is a predicted model, not a curated record. The annotation marks the transcript as partial. Gene Ontology annotation, cellular component: cell-cell junction; plasma membrane.
GUCCUCCAACUGUUCACACUUUAAAUAAUACAACAGCCAUAGAGGGAACAGACUUCAACAAAAAAUGCCUUUAUGAUAAAGGACAGCCAUCAGAGACCAAUGUGUACUGGGCACGACAGGGCAGUUCUUUCAGACAGGAAGGAGAUGUACUUAAUCUGACAAAAAUACAAAGCAGUAGUUCUGGUAACUAUACAUGCACAGCAGAAAAUCAGUACUCAUCGGGAAACAAAGGACAGAGCAAGCAGUCCAUGAUCAUCAAUGUCGAAUAUCCUCCAACUGUGUCCAAUUUGACAAAUAAAGACAUUAUAGAAGGAGAUGAUCUAUCUGUCACAUGUUUUAUCACCGAUGGAAAUCCUGCCCAAACCACUAUCUACUGGACCAAGACAGGUGACUCUGGAUUUAGACAAAAUGGUGUUGUACUACUGAUACAGAACAUACAGAGAGGCAGUGCUGAUACCUACACGUGUACAGCACAAAACAGUUACAGCAUUGGAGGCACGGGAUCAAGCAGUCAGUCCAUGAUUGUCAAUGUGCUCUAUCCUCCAACUGUGUCCAGUUUGACAAAUCAAGACAUUAUAGAAGGAGAUGACCUAUCUGUCACAUGUUCUGUCACCAAUGGAAAUCCUUCCCAAGCUACUGUCUACUGGACCAAGACAGAUGACUCUGGAUUUAGACAGAAUGGUGCUGAACUACGGAUACAGAGAAUACAGAGAGGCAGUGCUGGUACCUACACGUGUACAGCACAAAACAGUUAUAGCAUUGGAGGCAAGGGAUCAAACAGUCAGUCCAUGACUGUCAAUGUGUUGUAUCCCCCGAUUGUGUCCAGUUUGACAGAUAAAGAGAUUAUAGAAGGAGAUGACCUAUCUGUCACGUGUUCUGUCACCAAUGGAAAUCCUUCCAAAACCACUGUCUACUGGACCAAGACAGGUGACUCUGGAUUUAGACAGAAUGGUGCUGAACUACGGAUACAGGGAAUACAGAGAGGCAGUGCUGGUACCUACAUGUGUAUAGCACAAAACAGUUAUAGCAUUGGAGGCAUGGGAUCAAGCAGUCAGUCCAUGACUGUCAAUGUGUUGUAUCCCCCAACUGUGUCCAGUUUGACAGAUAAAGACAUUAUAGAAGGAGAUGACCUAUCUGUCACGUGUUCUGUCACCAAUGGAAAUCCUUCCCAAACCACUAUCUACUGGACUAAGACAGGUGACUCUGGAUUUAGACAGAAUGGUGCUGAACUACGGAUACAGAGAAUACAGAGAGGCAGUGCCGGUACCUACACCUGUACAGCACAAAACAGUUACAGCAUUGGAAGCACGGGAUCAAGCAGGCAGUCCAUGACUGUCAAUGUGCUCUAUCCCCCGACUGUGUUCAGUUUGACAAAUCAAGACAUCAUAGAAGGAGAUGACCUAUUUGUCACGUGUUCUGUCACCAAUGGAAAUCCUUCCCAAACCACUGUCUACUGGACCAAGACAGGUGACUCUGGAUUCAGACAGAAUGGUGCUGAACUACGGAUACAGAGAAUACAGAGAGGCAGUGCCGGUACCUACACCUGUACAGCACAAAACAGUUACAGCAUUGGAGGCACGGGAUCAAGCAGGCAGUCCAUGACUGUCAAUGUGCUCUAUCCCCCUAGAGUACUAGAAGGGCCAACAUUUUAUGCAAAUGAGAGUCAGGAGAUUACAUUAUUUCGGAACAUUUCCAGUAACCCAGCUUCAGAUGUAUCCUGGUUCAAAGGAUCUGAAAGAGUUCAUAAACAAGAGUCAGUGACUACUGCCAAAUAUACUAUAAAUAAGACCAGAUGUACAGAUACUUGGAAUUACACACUUAAAGCCAGCAAUAAAAUCAACAACAGUGUCUCUGCACAAGUGCAAUUACUUGUUUAUUGUAAACCGCAAAUGGUAAGAAACAUUACACUUGGGAUAACAGAUGAAAUUGGAAUUGAAUUUUCAGUCAAUGUCACAGCAUAUCCAAAACCAAGCUAUCAACUAACACGUAUAAACAAAACUGUAGUCAGUGAAAUGACUAGCAAUUUUUUUGUGAAUGCUGUGAAUAAUUUCACUAUCAGAUACAACCAGACAUCAGUUACAAAGAGUGAUUAUGGAGUAUACAUUUUGAAAAUAAAAAAUACCGUUGGAGAAGCUGAUAUAUAUAUUGAUGUCAUUCCUAAAAACAAGUAG